AUGAUGCUGCCUGUCCUGCUACGUCCGUGCCUCCGCUGCCCUUCUUCCUCUGUGCUCUUCACUCGAUGCAUGCGCACACACACACUCCAUUCUGAGGCUGAACCUCUCCUGCGAAGGAGGCUUCCUCUACGCUUCCAGACACAGACCCGGGGCAGGAAGUCCAGAAGCCAGGAGGAGCAGUGGAGGAGCAGGAACAGGACAGUGCUGACAUACAUUGCAGCAGCAGGGGUGGGAAUGAUUGGCCUGUCCUAUGCUGCGGUGCCUCUCUACAGACUCUACUGUCAGGCGACCGGGCUUGGAGGCACGGCGGUGGCCGGCCACGACGCAUCUCUGGUGGAGACGAUGAAGCCAGUGAAGGAGCGCGUCAUCAAGGUCACCUUCAACGCCGACACACACGCCAGCAUGCAGUGGAACUUCAGACCACAGCAGGCAGAGAUCUACUUGGUUCCAGGUGAGACAGCACUAGCCUUCUACAGAGCAAAAAACCCCACUGAUAAACCCAUCAUUGGCAUCUCCACCUACAAUGUGGUGCCCUUUGAGGCAGGGCAGUACUUUAACAAGAUCCAGUGUUUCUGUUUCGAGGAGCAGCGCUUGAACCCUCACGAGGAGGUAGACAUGCCCGUCUUCUUUUAUAUUGACCCAGAAUUUGCCGAGGACCCGCGGAUGGCCAGGGUGGACACCAUCACCCUGUCCUACACCUUCUUCGAGGCCAAGGGUGAGCCACUCCCCUUGCCUGGAUACAGCUACAAUUGAGCAGAUCUGAACCCUGUGGGUUAGACGUGCAACAGCAACUGGAAGAACAAUCCCAGUCAAUCCAUCCUGUAAAUGUGUCAAAACAUGUUGGGCUCUUGAACUAAACCAACACGUUUUCAAAGGGCGUGUGAUGAUGUUGGGGGUUUGUUAUUUAUUCUGGGCUCCGCUUGUGUUUUUAUGAAUCAAUCUGCUUCAGAGCAGAUCAAGCACCAGCCUCUGCAUGAGGCAUGAUGAACAUUUGGCCUCCUCAGUCAGUCGUUGACUCCAAGCAAAACUGUUUUAAAAUGACUGUGACGAUGUAGAAACUUUGAUUGCCUCCACUCUACUGACUCAUAUGAAUGGAUCAGGCCUUAAACAAACUCAAAGAAUAAUGCUGGCUUUUCCCCACCUAAGGUCGGGGUGAGUCAUCAGUUCACAAUGAGGAGAAACAGUCAGUAUCUGGUUCUGAGGUGUAGUCUAUAAGCAUCAUUUCAGUGGCUGAAGAUAGUUAUUCAGUCACAGCUGAGGUUCAUAUUGAAUCCAUAAAUGAUGAAGGUUAAAUUCAGAUUCUGUGUUUAUUAAAUCUGAGACAUGUUAAACAAAA
Betta splendens (Siamese fighting fish) is the source of this 1336-nucleotide messenger RNA. It is a transcript of the gene cox11, whose product is annotated as cytochrome c oxidase assembly protein COX11, mitochondrial. The record is from RefSeq and is a predicted model, not a curated record. The transcript is spliced from 4 exons. The coding region runs from base 1 to 753 and encodes 250 amino acids. Lineage: Eukaryota; Metazoa; Chordata; Actinopteri; Anabantiformes; Osphronemidae. Gene Ontology annotation, molecular function: copper ion binding. Gene Ontology annotation, cellular component: mitochondrial inner membrane.